Messenger RNA from Pectinophora gossypiella (pink bollworm), 7770 nucleotides. Its product is annotated as roundabout homolog 2-like. The coding region runs from base 243 to 3941 and encodes 1232 amino acids. Gene Ontology annotation, cellular component: plasma membrane; axon. The transcript has 11 exons. Gene Ontology annotation, biological process: dendrite self-avoidance; axon guidance; homophilic cell-cell adhesion. Lineage: Eukaryota; Metazoa; Arthropoda; Insecta; Lepidoptera; Gelechiidae. Gene Ontology annotation, molecular function: cell-cell adhesion mediator activity. The record is from RefSeq and is a predicted model, not a curated record.
GGACGUCGCUCGCUGCGUGCGUUCGGCGCGAAAUUCAAACCUUGUGCCCACGUGCGUGUUUUCUUAUAUUUUUUCGGAACAGAUUUAAGUGAUUCUUGUGUUAAAAGUGAAAGUUUUUGGACUUGUAUUUUUGCUUGGAGUUGGAUGAUUUUUUAUUAUGAAAGACACGCAGCAGAACGAUGAAAGAUCAUCACAAGAAAAGUACUCCUAACAUUGCUGAGAGGAUGCUCUAGGUCCUCAACAUGGAUUCCUUGGCCGUGGUGACGUCACUGCUCGGGCUCUUCUGCUUGUGUCCUGGUCCGGUCAGCUGUGGUCUCAACGAUGACUACAUGCAGGGCAGCGGAGAAGCUCCUUACAUCAUAGAGCAGCCAUUGGACGUCACUGUGGCCCGUCACCAACCAGCCACCUUGAACUGUCGAGCUGGAGGUUCCCCCCCUCCAACCAUCAGAUGGUACAAGGCAGGGCAACUGGUUGUCUCCGACAACCACAGGAGCUUGCUACCAGCGGGCGGGUUGUUCUUCCUAAGAGCCACCCAUGGAAGGUCACACUCUGAUGCUGGUGUGUACUGGUGUGAGGCGAAUAAUCCCUAUGGAACUGCUAGAAGUAGGAAUGCAACUCUGCAUGUUGCUGUUCUUCGUGAGGAGUUCAGACUAGAGCCAGCGACAACUCAAACCGCUCAGGGAGAGACUGUCAUACUGGAGUGCUCACCGCCGAGAGGGUCACCAGAACCUUCUGUCUACUGGAAGAAGAAUGGACAAAUGUUACACUUUGAUGGAGAUUCUAGAAUGCAUUUGGUAGACGGAGGCAGUCUCGUAAUACAAGACGCCAGGCAAACCGACGCUGGCAGAUACCAAUGUAUCGCGAGGAAUGCGGCGGGUACAAGGGAAUCAGCCGUUGCCACGCUCAGAAUACACAUUAAGCCGUACUUAAUCACGGGCCCCGAAGACGUCGUGGCUCAGACCGGCGGCAGCGUGACUUUCCAAUGUCGGGUGGGGGGUGACCCCCUCCCCGACGUGCUGUGGAGACGGACCGCUGGCGGUGGAAACAUGCCACUCGGCCGCGUCAAAGUCCUUGACGACAGAAGCCUCAGGCUCGACAACGUCAUUCUAGGAGAUGAAGGAGAAUAUACUUGUGAAGCUGAAAAUUCUGUUGGUGCUGUCAGUGCCAGUGGGUACUUAACCGUAUACGAUCCCCCAUCAAUUACACUAAGGCCAAAUUCAGUUAACGUUGAAAGUGGUUCAUCAGCUACAUACACUUGUUCAUCAACUGGAAAACCUCAACCAACAAUGUUUUGGAGUAUUGAAGGGAAUAGAACACUUAUAUUACCCGGGACGUCAAGAGAGAAAUAUCACGCAUCGAUGGUUCUAGAUGGAGUUACUGUGUUAACAAUCAAUGAUACAAACAAAAACGAUAGUGGAAACACGAUAGUUUGUUCGGCUGUAAACUUUGCCGGCAGUUCGUUUGUUAGAGGGAAGUUAAGCGUUACGUCAGACGAUGACCGGCCGCCGCCAAUCAUAACAAAUGGACCCUCUAACCAAACGUUACCUAUAAAAUCGAUGGCAGUUUUCCCCUGUACCGCUAUUGGUACACCUGAACCAAUCAUAGCCUGGUAUUUCGAAGGGGAAGCAUUAAUACAAAAUCAUAGAAGGAAUGUGUCUAAUGAUGGAACUCUAAUAUUGAGGGAUUUAGAUAAAAGCGACAGCGGCACAUAUACGUGCGUCGCGUCGUCUCAUCACGGCAAAUAUGUGUGGAGUGGGGUGUUGAUUGUAGAUAGUCCAACGAACCCUAAUAUACACUUCUUUAGAGCUGCUGACGUAUCUGCUCUCCCUGGACCACCUACAAAGCCGCAAGUGUACAACGUUUCGGAAACAACUUCGACUAUAACAUGGAACCAGAACAAUAAAAUUGGAUCCUCCUCUAUAUUAGGAUAUCAAAUUGAAAUGUUUUCGAAGGAAACCUUAUCUGGCAAUAAUACACCCAGGAAUUCCCGAGGUUGGGUUGUAUUAGCUAAAAGGGUUCAUCCGACACAGUUUACAGUUAGAAAUCUAGUGCCGGGGGUAACGUACAUGUUUAUUGUGAGAGCUGAGAACUCACAUGGCUUGUCUGCACCGAGCCCGACGUCCGAUGCUAUAACUAUUGGCGACGACAACUCGAUGUGGGAAAGUGGACUAUUCUCAAAUAAUACAGAAUUUAGAAACAAUAUAAUGACUGAUAAUAUCGUCGAACUUAUAGAAGCUACGCCGAUAGAUUCAAAAACCAUAAAACUCAUGUGGGAAAUCUUGAAUUUCUAUUACUUAGAGGGUCUUUUCAUAUACUUUCGGCCUCUAGACAAUAUAACGAAUGAGUACGAGAUGAAAACUAUUUUACAUUCCAACGACGUGUCGGGAUAUGAAAUAACGUCUUUGAGAAAAUACACGAAGUAUGAGUUUUUCCUUGUGCCAUUUUAUAAGAAGUUUGAGGGAAAGCCGUCCAAUUCCAGAGUGGCACAAACUUUGGAUGAUGUGCCCGACGGUCCGCCGACAAAUAUGGAAAUGUUUAUCUUCAAUUCCACUACCGUACACUUGAAGUGGUCCCCUCCGGAGCCUCAUUUACAAAAUGGUGCUAUCAUUGGAUACAAUGUUGUAGUGAACUGGCUGGACAUCCCUGCAAACAAAUCUAUGGUGGCGAUAAAUACGACUGUACAGCAAGCCACAAGCCUCAUAAUGACUAAUUUAACAUCCGGAGUUAGCUAUUCAGUUCAAAUCGCCGCUGAAACUUUAGUGGGCUUGGGUCCAUUUAGUCAGAAAGUCUAUUUGAAUAUUGAUUCUCGCUCUGUCGGACUGGAUCCUUUAUCGAGGUAUCCGAUGAACGGUGAAGUGUCCAUUGUGGCUGGGGACUUUGUGAUGGAAACAUGGUUUUACUUUUUAAUCGGGGCGAUCGUAUUGUUCAAGAUAAUUGUGAUUGGCGGUAUUAUUUACGUGCGGAAACAUAAUAUUUUUGCUAAAAAGUCUGCACUCCCAAAUAUUUAUGAUUCCAAUGGAACUAGCUUAGUGACUCAAAUGAACAUCAAAGCGGCUGUGUCACUGUCCCAUCCACUUAGCAGUUGCUACAAUAAGAACACGGUGACUAAGACUGAAUCACUUCUCUGGAUGGAAAACCAACCGGGUUUAUGUAUGUCCGGUACUCAAACCAACCAGAGCAAAGAAAAAGCCAAUUCAGAGUAUGAUAAAGUAGCUCAACCGCUACCGGAAUACGCGGAAGUGACUUCAGCACGAGUGAACGGAAACGAGUGGAAUACGAGUAAAACUGCAACCUCGCCCGCCGCUUACGCCUCGGUGACUCUCGUUGCCAACACUCGACAAUGCGUCAGCUCUUUGGGUUGGUUCCCGCCAGGAAGCAAAAACGUUGAAUCAUUUGACAACAGAUACAUUCCCGAUGAGGAACUCUAUCCAGCCAGCAACGGCGGAUACUACAACCGAAACGUUUACAGUGAGAAAUAUUUUCAAGGUCACCCAAAUGUUUUGAAAUUUUACGAUCUACCGUCGCUAGACAAGACACAAAAAGCGCAAAUAAGAUACAAUCAAAGCUUAGACGAAAGAAAAGGAGACAAGAACGCAAAGACUGAAGCUACACAAUCGUUAAUAGGUAGAACUUACGGAAUCAGUUCGAGGAAGAAUUCCGAAACUGAAGCGACUUAUAGAGCUUUUGGUGAAGAAACUUCAGAUGAUGAGAAUUAUGUUGAAGAUGGUGGGUAUGACGAGCUGCAGGCCAUGCAGCCUCAGAGGCAGAGACCACAGCAUCAGUAUGAGAGGCCUAAUUUCGACAACGAUGCAACGCGGACCUUAGCGAGACUGACUUCGUUUAGACACGGGCAAGGAGUUCACGGGUCGUCGCAGGCGUCUCUUGCGCCGACGCACGCCCCUCCCGCGCCGCACCCCCGCGUGGACUCUAUCACGCGGUAGUAUCACGCCUUGCCGGCUUUCGGCGACUUGUGCCAAACAGACGUUUAGACAUUGUUCCAAUUAGUAUAUAGAAUAGUGACGUCACUAACGAAAGAUCGCAGUUCUUCCUAACGUUGAACAGGCUCGGUGUAUCGUGUAAAGAACUCACUUUAUUUUCGAAAGGUUUAGUUUGUGCUGGAUGACAGUGAGUGUUACAAAUUGUGUGAACUCAUUUUGUGAGGCCUAAAGGGACAGCAACUGUGACGAGUUUGGCCUAACGUAGCUGGCUUUGAAAAUGCACAAUCUGCCGGAAAUAUUUUCGUUUAUAGAUAGUACUUUACAAAUAUUCUUUACAUGAAAGUAUUCCUAGUCUUUUGUAUAGUACACUAAUUGUAAAUUUUGUAAAUAACUUAUUGAAUAUAUUAACUUAAAAAAUCUGAUAGUUACGAUUCUUGAUGAUGUGUUAUCUGUAUCAAUUCUAAUAAAUGUUUGUAAUGUUAAUAUUGGAAUUGAUAGAAUUCAAUUGAUAUGUCCGUCUGAAUAUCAAUAACGAAUUUGUAAUCCGAAUAUCAUUAGUAUAAGCACAAUAAAACAUAGAGAAUGAAACAAAUUAACGCUUGGCAAUAAUUUGAAGUAACUCGUAGUGUAAAUAUCAAUACUAGCAGUAAAGUUAUAGAUUUCAGAACAAUACAAUGUUUAGAAGUGUAAUAACAUUUUUAUUUAUAGCUUGUUAGGUAAAAUAAAAGAGUAAUGAAAUUAAAUUCUGAUUUAUUUAAAGUAGUUCUCUAAUUUUAUAUUUAAAUUGAAAAAAACAUUUAGAUUAUAAUUUAGUGAUUAUUUCAUUUAAAUAGUUUUAUUUAUUUCUUGUGCCAUACGAAGCUUAUCUUAAUAUAAAGUAACAUUGGAGUUGUGACAUAAAAUUCAAAUGAUUAUAGGUACCGGCACAUAAAUUAAUUCAAAAUGUCUUCAGCGCCUAAAAAUUAAAAAAAAAUCAUUUAAUUUAUUAAAUAACUAUCAUUAUUAUAAUAACUUAAGCCACGCUCUUGUCGGUAUAGCAUUCUGCAUUCUUGUCUAUCAAACACCAAUUCAUUGACGUCUUUAUAAGACACGACAUUCGCCUUCUCUUUAAUCUAUGUUAGCUCAUUUUUGUUUAAUAUACAUACAUACUUAAACUUUUCCUAUUUCCCACCGGGAUAAGCAGAGACUAUGGAAUUCUCUUGCUUUCUCCACAGCCGACUUUUGUUUAAAUAAAAAUAAUAUUUAUAAAAUAAAAAAUCACUAACAUCAGUACACAAACGACAUGCGCAUAGGUCAAGUUAUGUGCCGGGAAUUAUACAAAGUUAUUAUCUACGUAAGAUAUGUGAUAUGAGUUAUAUAGCCACUUGUUAUAACUACUACAUAGCACAACUUGUAUGGUUGCAUAUCAUAAUUAACUAGGUUAGACAUAGUUAAAGAAAUGUUAAUAAAUUAGGACGAAUGUAGGUUCUAUUUAAUGCAAGUUUUAUCCAAAAAAUCUGAGUUCAUAUGCAUAUGAGUUUUAUUAUUUCCAUUUCAUAAUAUAAGAAAAUAAUUAUUGAUUUUCAAAAUUACUUAUACAAGUAUGUUUGGUUUUACCGAUAUUGCAAUUGAAACCACAAAGUAUUUUUUUUUUACUUUAUUAACUAUUUUAGUAAAACCCUUUAACGUUAAAAAUGUUUCCUAGUUGCUAUUAAUUCAGUCGAUUUUAUAUCAGCUGUUUUCUAGUAAGUAAUUCCAUGUAUUUUCAUCAAAUAUUAGCAUACAUUCUUGCACUAAAUAUAACCUAACAAUGUUAAGAAGCGAUUACUUACUUCACAUCUCGUCCUUAUUUAUCACGUUGUAAAUAUGUAAAAUGAAGUUGAACGCCUUUUAUACUUCGACUUGAGAAUGUCUGACUGCCUUUGUUGAUAUCUUGCCCUGUUCAAGUGGACUCUCUGAGAUACCUUGCUUCUUAUAAAGUGCCAUAUUUAUGUAGGUAUUAUAUUAACAACUCGCCAGGUGAUUCCUUUUAUUAAACUCACCAUUUCUAGUUCCUAUUUUCGCACUUCGUUUAAGUGAAGCGUGGGCGACGUCAUCGUCUUCUGUGAGAUCUUUGAGGCGGUUCCACUGGGAGCAAUGAAAUCUGUAAUGAAACAGUUAAAAUUGUAGAUCUUUUUGAUGUAACUUGUUGUUAUUUUCCUCGCAUGACUUUAACUACUUGGCCGGACUGAGUGACUCUCACUCGAUCUCACACUCCCACCCCAUCACAGAUUUGAGCAUUACGUCAAUAAGUAAGGAGCAUUCAGCUUUCUUAUGUCCAAUCUUUAUAAUAAAAUUAUAUUGGAUUGUAAUUUCUUGUAUUGUUUUAACGUAAAUAACACAAUGCUCAACAGUAUAACUGCUUCGUUUGACAUUGUAAAAACAACUUAUUCAACUGCAGGAAAAUGCUCAAAAUUGAAUUUUGUUGUUACUUUAACCUCGUAAAGACUAGAUUUCCAGAUUUGAAAAUGACAUUCGGUCUUACGGCUUUAAUAAGCACGUGUUCGUCAAUCAAUGAUGAAGUACCUAUUGUAAAAUAUGUAAUACUCGAAUCAAAUCUUCCAUUACAGAUGUUACGAACAUUACAGGAUUGUUACAUUACAAGCGAAUGCUCCCGGUGUGGAACCACCUUUAAUAACUAUUUUAAAGUUAUCGGUGGCCUAUCUAUUGCAUGCAUAAAUGUAAUCAUUCGCACUAAAUAUAUUAUGAUUGUAUUACAGAAUAAUAAGUUUUACAACUUCUAAAUGUUCAAGAUUUUAUGUGAGAAGUGGACAGUAAUAUUUGUUGUAGAUUCACAGGUGAUGUUUGAAGAUAUUGCAUGUUGUUGUCUUAUUCUGAAAACUUUAUAAGUGCUUUUUGAAAAUCACAUUCUAAUUUGAUUUUCUUCAAGAAAACCUCUCACGUAGUUUCAAUCUAGGUACAAACUGAGACUCCGGUUUUCUAUCUGGAAUAAAGGUAGCAUGACCGUUUCUUGUAGAAAAUGGGGAUAAAACCUAGUAGCUCAAAUGUAGAUGGUAGUACUGUUCCUAAAUUUUGACAGUUCUUCAUACUGUACAGCAAAUAUGAUAUGACAAAUUGCUAUAAAAUGUGGAGCAACUUAGAGUGUAUCCCCUCUGAAGGAGGAGUUACGAAAAAGAAAAGCAGCUAGUGGGAAAAGGCAGUUUUGAACGAAAAUAAGUUUUCCUUUUUCCGAUAUUUAGGGAACAAAAUAUAUAACACUAAGAUUUUGCUGUAAAACGCUGUGUAAAGGUUUGUAGUGUAAAAAUCUAACCAAAACAAUAUGUUUGUUUACCUACUAAAAAGUAUGGAGAAGUGUCAAAAUUGAAGAAAACACAACAGUAGUCACACCUGAUGCGAGAAAUAGGCAGAUUUGGCCAUUUCCGCAUAUGAAAAUAAGUGCGCAAUGUUAAUAAAUGUCAAAUAGCAAUAUUGCUCGAAACGGUCAUGCUACUUUCAUUUCAGGUAGAAAACCGUAGUCUCAGUUUUGACCUGGAUCGAAACUAGUGUGUGUCAUGCGAGGUUUUGUUGAAGAAAAUCGAAUCAGAAUGUGACUUACAAAACGGCACUGACGAGAUUUUCUCUAUAAGACAACCAUGUUCACAGUAAAUACAUUAUAAAGUAAAAUAUCAUUGUAGUGACAUAGCAAGGUGUCUAUACAGUUAUGCAAGUCAUAGUAGAAUGCCUAUUUUUGUGUGCGUCAUGACCAUUUGUUAAAAUAGAGAGUUUUCUCAACAAUAACGAUCUGAGACUAUUUUGAUUUUUGUAUUAGUCUUUGAAUACCUAUUUUUUAAUAAAAUAAUUUAAAUUACUAAUA